GUAAAGGUUUCGGCUCCUUUUUUCUUUUAUUUAGUUUAAAUAUUAGAACAAACAUGCAAAGCGUUAGUGAAUUUAUUAAUAAUAGUGAAAUUAUUUCAGAUAACGAUAUGGACACUUCAUCUGACGAUUAUGUGGAAGAUGACGAGCAGGAAGAAAUGGAAAUUGAGCAUUUCAGUUUGAGCGAAGAAUGGAUGGAGAAAAUAAGACGAAUUGGGAAUGAUUCUCUAUCAUAUAUCGAAAAGAAUACCACUGCUAUAUUAGAUGAGUUAAAGUUAAGACUUUGUGAGAAAUUUGAGGGUUUGAAAAUCUCUAUUUCUGCCAUCCACAAACAUUUAGUACAUAAGCAUAACAUUACGUUAAAGAAACUUGAAAAAAUACCAGCAGCAAGAAAUUCUGACAGAGUAAUAGCAUUACGAAAAGCGAUUGUUGAACAAUAUAAGAGUGAUGCAGAUAUGGAUUUUUCUAAGAAUUGUGUUUUUAUCGAUGAAGCAGGUUUCAAUUUGCAUUUACAAUUUUAGGUGCAAUUUCUUAAGCAGGUAUCAUAAAUAUUGGAGUUAAAAAACCAGAAUCAGCUUCUAAAAAAAAAAAAAAAAAAAAAAAAAAAAAGUCUAGCAAAUUUGAGCGAAACCUGAGCGAAACCUAAGCGAAACCUAAGCGAAACCUGAGCGAAACCUGAGCGAAACCUAAGCGAAACCUGUGACU
Molecule: messenger RNA, 702 nt
Organism: Gilbertella persicaria
Lineage: Eukaryota; Fungi; Mucoromycota; Mucoromycetes; Mucorales; Choanephoraceae
Exons: 1
Coding region: 54-518 (154 amino acids)
Source: RefSeq, a predicted model, not a curated record